Ctenocephalides felis (cat flea) is the source of this 284-nucleotide messenger RNA. Its product is annotated as trypsin I-P1-like. Gene Ontology annotation, biological process: proteolysis. The record is from RefSeq and is a predicted model, not a curated record. NCBI's taxonomy places the organism in Eukaryota, Metazoa, Arthropoda, Insecta, Siphonaptera, Pulicidae. Bases 27 to 215 code for a protein of 62 amino acids. Gene Ontology annotation, molecular function: serine-type endopeptidase activity. The transcript has 3 exons.
CAAGAUUUAAUUUGACCGACACCCAAAUGUGCACCAUGUACGCCAAUGGAACCAAGGACGCCUGCAUUGGUGAUUCCGGAGGUCCACUCUUUUGGGAUUCGAGUCACUCCAACACAAAUUAUGUUCUGCAAGGAAUUGUAUCGUAUGGUAUCGGUUGUGCCAGAAAGAACGUUCCAGCGAUUUUCACAGAGUUGAUAAGUAUGAAGAUUGGAUAAACAAUGUGAUACAGAACUAUUCGUAUUAUAAACAUUUACAAGUACGACAUACCAGGAGUCAUGCCGGAG